Culex pipiens pallens (northern house mosquito) is the source of this 4135-nucleotide messenger RNA. RefSeq lists its product as uncharacterized. The transcript has 4 exons. The record is from RefSeq and is a predicted model, not a curated record. Gene Ontology annotation, biological process: actin filament polymerization. The coding region runs from base 1793 to 3748 and encodes 651 amino acids. Gene Ontology annotation, molecular function: microtubule binding; actin binding. Gene Ontology annotation, cellular component: actin filament; cytoplasm. Lineage: Eukaryota; Metazoa; Arthropoda; Insecta; Diptera; Culicidae.
GGCCGUCGCGAAGUUUGUAAACCUUCCAGUAAUUGUGGUGCCGUCCAACAGUAAGGAACAACGAAGCCAGCAGCUUAGGCGCGCUAACUCUGGAGUGAAGAAGAAGUUUUCGUUUGAACAGCAGUGUUGUUGGCAAGUCAGCGGUUUGUUGGGUUGCAUCAGCGUGUUCGAUUCACCACCACACAAUGGGCUGCCUUCAUCUGGGUUGACUGACUAAAUAUCGGAACCGCUGGAAUGCCCUUACGGAACCCAGCUUGAGCAAACAUUAUACGGUUGCGACAGUUUGAAGAAUUUGUUCAGCUCUAUAGUCAAGUUCAGUUCAGUCGCCGCGCUAUCGCCAGAAGAAGAGGAAUAAUGGUCCUCGUUGCAACGUCGCGAACCUCGUGGAACUAUUGCUAUGCUAGUAAAUUGUUGCUGUUCAACCUCGCCCGAAGAAGAAACAACUCGUCGUCGAUGACCGGGGUCACACGUGCACGAAAUUGCGCGCCAAUUUGGAUCCAAAAGGACUCUACUACCCUAUCACCGGCGGACAAUCUAUUACCGUUGCUUUCGAAAACAGAUCAAUAUAAUCGACAGUUACUAUCGCGGCAAAUAGUGUUGAAAACAGACUUUUAGUUGUUAUUUUUCCGAGAGAAUCAGCGUAUGUCUGUUACUUAAAAAAACAACAAAAUCUAAAUCGUAGUGUUGGCGGCCAGAUAGUGAUGAUAUUCUGGUGAACGAGCAAGUCAUCAUCCCUCGGAGUUGUUACCGUUGUGUUUCGUGGAAAUAUUUAUAAUCCAACAUCAUCGCGCCGUCGAUCGACCACGUAAUCUCGCGUCUAGCUCCCGCGGCUGGAGUAUUUGAAGCGUGGACACAUUUCGAACACGUCUCACACGCGCUCCAACCGUCGUGCUGGAAAGGAUCGCUGCUGGAGCGACGGUGUUCAUCAGCCUUUGUGGAGGGCAAGGAAUGUGAAGGGAAAUGAGCCAAGCCAGCGCCCAUCCCGGUCGGUAGUUACGCCCAGACUGAGCCAAGCCCCGGCCAACCCGCUCCGUUGAAGACUUUUUUUUUGCGCAGAGAGUGCAGCUGCGCGGGGUGCGUUAUCAGUUUAAUAGGACAAACCCAGUGUGUUUGAACAGCAUCGCGAGAGAGAGAGAGCGAAUGGCGUUGACGACUUAAUUCAGACUUGGUACAAACAUAUUGGCUGGAACGUGCCCGUUGUUCAAGGGUUAUCAUCGCCGCCGAGAGUGAGUGAAGAAAUUCUAAGCGUUUUGAUUACGAGCAAAAGUGUGUGUGCGAACUAGGGAGUUUUUUUUCGGGGUGACCGACGGUCGAGGACGCCCCUAUCGCGGUUGACCUAGUCGAGCUGUGGCCGCAGUGAUUUGCGUGGUAGGAAAAGAAACGGCCGGAACGUUCUAAAUCGUUCGCCGAGGUUCCGGAUUCUAGAAAAAAAAGUCACGUAAUAAAAGUUUCAGUGGUGCGAUUGUGAAGAAAAGUUUUUAAUUAGCAAUAUAUUUGAUAAGGGAAAAAAGUGCUCAAAAUUCAACCUGCUACAUCAAAUGUACAGCAGAACCACCCUAGCCGGAUUCAAGAAGCACGGCCAGCAACACGUGGAUAAUCAAUCUCGCGGGGCGCGUUAUCGCGUUCGGUCGCCGACGCCAAAUCAAACAAAUUGCAUCACGAGGCGUCGUCUUCGUCGUCGCUGUCAUCGAGUGUCACCAACGUGCUCGGCCAGAAAAAAACGAAGAAAAUCCGCCGAGGAGCAGUUCCGGUGAUAGUGAAUCAAAAAUCUGGAACGCACCGCUCUUGCCGCAUGGGACACCGGAAGAGGGAUCACCACUACUUCAACAUGCGGAACAACAUCGAUACCCAACCGUUGGCCACGGUCCGGGGCCAGCAGCUGGAGCUGGGUCGGUUCCGGCCGGUUUUUAGCCACGAGGAAAGCUUCAAGCGGCUCGAGGACGAGGAGCAGGAGGAGGAGUACAUUGACGUGAUCGGGGAGUACCCGUCGUCGGAACCGGAACCGGAAGUCCUGGUUCCGAAGGCGCAGUCCCUGCUGGAGCAACCUCCGUCCAAGAUCUACUACGACAACAUCGAGAAGGAGUCCAGCGAUGGCGGAUUCUUCGAUCGGGACGACCUCGAGGACGAGGACGAACGCAACGAGCUGGUCAUCGACUGCAAGCUGCUCAACGGCGGCGGUGAACCCAGCGACCCCCUCAAGAAGAAGACUGACCUCAGAAUCUGUGAGCCCCAACCCAAACCUCAAAGCCAAAAGUUUCUCUUUCCUCCGACUGCGACGGCGACGAUGACCUCGGCCGCAGCACAGGAACCGGAAGUCGUGUUCAACUUUACCCUCGUGGACACCCAACUUGUGUACAACGAAUCAAAAUUGGUACAAAAGGACAACCCAGUCAUAUCAGUCCACAUCCCACCACCGCCGCAGAACCCAAAACACCCAGCGUCGAUGCUUCAACAUCACUUACAACAUAGUCAGCCGCAGCAGCAGCAGACGAGGAUCGCAAGUCAGUUGCGAAAUUUGAAGGAGGUGCGAACGACGAAGCCGUACUCCCGAUUGAUGCCGAACGAUCCCCGGAGGAUGUCCCGCGGUUAUAGGAGUGUGACGAGCGGAGUGCCGGUUAAGCGACUCGUUGGGCUGACCAUCGGAGAUCAGACGAUUGGGAGUAGGUCGAGAAAUUCAGCCUUUGCACCCCCUACGAAAUCUCACUACAUUGUCCGCGAGGCAUCGGUUCAGCAGUUACCAGCAACGAACAACAGCAGCAGCCGACGCCCUGUUCUUGUGCCAUCCUAUCCACCUCAAACAGUUGUGGAAAAGCUACCAAAGAAACCCUCAGUAGAUCCUCCAAUCCCUCACUCAUCACCCCAUCCACCACCACCACGUGGCUACGUCAAAAUUCUACCCCGUCGAGAUCCACCCCCACCCUCGGAACGACCCCGAACCGUAACAUACCUACCGGUCCAGUUCGGGUUUGGCUCCUCAGUGCUGCACAAUCUGUACGACGACCAGAAGCCACUCGACUUCUCCAAAGACUCGCCCCUUUGGCAGUACGAAGCCAUGCUCAAAGGCCCACGCGAGCAGCAACUGCGCCAAGGUUACCACAUCCUGAACUCGCUACCCAUCCCGAAGCCUCCGAAACCACCGCAGCGUGCCAUCCGACCCAAGCUCGUCCCCAUGAAGCGACACCCGACACUGUGCCAGCUGAGACGAUCUUCGGCGCCUCCUCCGUUACCCCGGCUCAAGGUUCCACCACCCCCACCUCCAACGGCCGUGAUCGACCUGGUCAGUCCCCCCGCACCACCUACGGAACCCCGUCCCAAACCCGCCGAGUCGUUCCGCGCCGCCAUGCAAACCCAAAUCGACGCGUUCUUCGUGCAACGCCAAAAGGAGAUUUGCGCCGCCCUGCGCAACUACAGCGACGAACGCAUCGACGUGGACCAACUGUUCGCGCAGCUGGAACAACUCGAGAUCCGGUACAACCGCGAUUACCUCGGCCUGGCCGGAAUCCUCAUCAAGCGGUACGGGUGUCGCUUCCGGGCCACCUUCCAGAUGGACUACAAGUGGCCCGAGCGGCCGCAGGACUUUGUCGAGUACUUUGCCAACCUGCGCCGCCAGAGUGACCUCAAACCGCGUGCCACCGACGCCACGCUGGACAUUUACCGGAUGGUGGUGGGCGGACUGCUCGAGCAGUUCCGAGCCUCGAUGGAGCACUUUCUCUCUAGCAAUCUGGAAGCGGUCGGAAGGCAGCAUUAACGGUGUCAAGUUGAUGCUCGAAAAUUGGAGAAUUACAGGGACCUACAGGGACUCUUGUUCGGUGCUCGAAUCCGUAGAAGAAAAUAAUUCAAUGUGCCUCGUUAGAUGAUUUUCGUUUUUAAUAAUAAGUAGGAGAAGAGACUCAUAUCUGUUUUUUUUUUUGUUUUGUUAAGCUUUUACCAGUGCAAAAGAAAAAGUGCGCAUAGAUGUGAUAUAGUGCCCUAAGUCUGAAGUAGCAGUAGCAGUUGGUAUAGAGAUGUGUAAAAAGUGUAAACGGAUAAGCAAUCUUUGAAAACACAUGUGUUGAUGGUGCCCGAAAGGACGGAGCACUUCGAAUAUUUUGUAAAACUAAUUUAAUGAAAUGCAAUUUCAUGUGCCUUCUUGUAA